AUGCCGAAGCGACCGGGCGAGGAAAGAAGCGAUGCGUUCAUGGCGGAGGUUCGAGGCCUCAACGACCAAUUCUUCAAAUGGGCUUCACGACAGCACAGCAGCAGCAGUGACAAGCUGUGGGACGCUGGUCUACGUGACUACCUGAGAUACGCUGACAAGCUCAGGAGCGACUUUUCCGACGUUCUGGCAGGAGCUGGGCAGAACGACUCAGUGCUCGAAGGAGGGAACAUCUUCGUCUUCGGUCAGGGCGACAACGCGCAGAUCGCCUGCGGUGGGAUGCACACGCUCGCGCUGUGCGAAGGAGGCGCAGUGUACAGCUGGGGAGUGAACGACGAAGGCGCCCUUGGAAGGGAAGCUAGAGGAGGUCAACUUGCGCUCACAGAAGGAGAAACGCAGGGAAGCGAGUCCAUCCCAGAGAUGGUGGAGUUUCCCAACCGGGAGAAGAUGACGGCAGUGAGUGCGGGAGACUCGCACAGUGUCGCCCUCUCCUCCAACGGGACGAUCUUCGCUUGGGGAAUCUUCCGCGACUCGUCGGGCAAGUUUGGCUUCAGCCCGACAGUUCAGACGCAGACAACUCCCCAGCAAGUUGCACUCGGCCUCGGAGAGAAAUGCAUCGAGAUCGCCUCCGGCAAUGACCACGUCCUCGCCCUCACCCGUGAGUAA
Guillardia theta CCMP2712 is the source of this 663-nucleotide messenger RNA. RefSeq lists its product as hypothetical. The coding region runs from base 1 to 663 and encodes 220 amino acids. Gene Ontology annotation, molecular function: guanyl-nucleotide exchange factor activity. The transcript has 10 exons. The record is from RefSeq and is a predicted model, not a curated record. Gene Ontology annotation, cellular component: cytoplasm. Lineage: Eukaryota; Cryptophyceae; Pyrenomonadales; Geminigeraceae.